Amphiprion ocellaris (clown anemonefish) is the source of this 7600-nucleotide messenger RNA. It is a transcript of the gene pde8b, whose product is annotated as phosphodiesterase 8B. The record is from RefSeq and is a predicted model, not a curated record. Gene Ontology annotation, biological process: signal transduction. NCBI's taxonomy places the organism in Eukaryota, Metazoa, Chordata, Actinopteri, Pomacentridae. Gene Ontology annotation, molecular function: 3',5'-cyclic-AMP phosphodiesterase activity. The coding region runs from base 771 to 3128 and encodes 785 amino acids. The transcript is spliced from 22 exons.
AGUAGAUGUUUCUCUUCAGCAGGAGAAAGACCUUAUAGUGGAGCGUUUCCUCUGUAGGUUGUGAAUCUGAGUUUAUGAACAUGUUAACGCAACAAAUACUUGCAUACUGCAAGAAAGACGUUUUCCAUGAGAAAACUGACGCAGCAGUGCAGAGUUUGCUCAAAAAUAGCAGGAUAAGUCAGGGGUAAUACCCAGACAUGGCACACAGAGCUGUGAUACAGUGUGUUAUCGCACACUGCUGAUUCACUGUGUGUUUUGAAGAGUGGUGUAAGCAUGUGUGUGCACGCAUAUGCUGAAGUGGACGCACAUGUAGCUGAGUUGCUUAUUCACCCCAGGAUGACGCAUGUGAUUAAGACGACUGCUGAAGCCGCCCAGACAGGCUGCAAAAACACACACACAUAUAUAUACGUGAUGCUUCGCAGUAGGAUUAUGCAGUUAAACCUGUGAGUUCAAUCUGCGGCUGGUGGCUAAUACCUUCUAAGGAGGUUUGCAGUGGACGGCGGCGUUCUGGACUGCUAAUACUGUGUGGACAUGUCCCUGUCUGCAGUGUAGGAGAGGUCACCAGACAAUCUGUAGUCAGUCUGUGCACAGAUUUGUUUUAGAAAGUAUUUCUGUGCUGUUUUACUCCACACAUCUGCCUUGUACUGCACAAAGGAAUACAGUUUUUGGUUGCUACUGGAUUUGAAACUUAAAGUAGGUUGUAAGAAAGAAGAUUAAAGGGGUUGAAGUGCAGCAGGGUCAGACAGGUCUAAGGAAACCAAUAUGCCAAUAUGCUUCUGGACAUUAACGGAAAAAUGGUUUCAGCUACAGAAGAAUGUGUAGGACCAAUGAGACUGACCCAAGAGCCAAUUCAGGUCCUGCUGGUGUUUGCCAAGGAGGACAGCCAAAGCGAUGCCUUCUGGUGGGCAUGUGACCGCGCUGGCUUCAGGUGUAACAUCGCACGGACACCCGAGUCGGCCGUUGAGUGUUUCCUGGACAAACACCAUGAGAUAAUCGUUAUCGAUGGACGUCACUCGCGCUACUUUGAGCCUGAAGCAGUCUGCCGGAUGGUCCGUGCCACAAAGCCCUCUGAAAACACAGUUAUUCUCGCUGUUGUGCCACAAAAACCGCCUGACCAGGAGGAGCCAUCUGUUCUUCCUCUGCUCUGCGCUGGAUUUAGCAGAAGGUUUGUGGAGAACAGCAGUGUAUCAGCCUGCUAUAAUGAGCUCAUACAGAUCGAACAUGGAGAGGUGCGCUGCCAGUUCAAACUCAGGGCUUGUAACUCUAUCUUCACUGCUUUGGAGCACUGUCAGGAGGCUGUGGAGAUCACCAGUGAGGACCACAUUAUACAGUAUGUGAAUCCAGCAUUUGAACGGAUGAUGGGCUACCACAAGGGGGAGUUGAUCGGGAAGGAACUGACUGAACUUCCCAAGAGCGACAAGAACAGAGCUGACUUGCUGGACACCAUCAACACCUGCAUCAAAAAAGGAAAGGAAUGGCAGGGCAUUUACUUUGCCAGAAAGAAGUCCGGCGACAGCAUACAGCAGCAUGUGAAGAUAACACCAGUUAUCGGUCAAGGAGGGAAAAUUCGACAUUUUGUAGCCAUCAAGAAACCUCAUAUUGACAACAAUAAUCAGGUCCACAAGUUCAAUAAGGAGGAGAGAUGCAGCGGGGAGCAUUUUCAGUCAGAGUGUCAUUCUCUACGUCACAGAGACAGGAGGAAAGAUUCAGUUGACGCCAGAUCGCUCAGCUCCCGUGGCAGUGACGCUCCCAGUUUACAGAAUCGAAGAUAUUCCUCUGUGGCCAGGAUUCACUCCAUGACUAUCGAGGCUCCCAUCACCAAGGUAAUAAACAUCAUCAAUGCAGCCCAGGAGAGCAGUCCGGUGACAGUGGCCGAGGCUCUGGAUCGAGUGUUGGAGAUCCUGAGGACCACCGAGCUCUACUCUCCUCAGCUCGCCUCCAAAGAGGACGACCCCCACACCAAUGACCUGGUCGGGGGGCUCAUGAGUGAUGGGCUGAGGAGACUCUCUGGGAACGAAUAUGUUUUCUGCAAGAAUAUGAGCCAGAGCCAGCUGGCCAUCCCAGUCACUUUGAAUGACGUCCCUCCAUCCAUCGCCGAGAUGCUGAAUGAUGAGGAAUGCUGGGAGUUCAACAUCCUGGACCUGGAGGCAGCUACACACAAAAGACCUCUGACUUAUCUCGGCCUCAAGAUUUUCACCAGUUUCGGAGUGUGUGAGUUCCUGAACUGCUCGGAGGCGACGCUGCGCUCGUGGCUGCAGCUCAUCGAGGCCAGCUACCACUCGUCCAACUCCUACCACAACUCCACACAUGCUGCAGACGUGCUGCAUGCUACUGCCUACUUUCUACGCAAAGAGAGAGUCAAGAGCAGUCUGGACCAGCUGGAUGAGGUGGCAGCGUUGAUAGCAGCUACAGUCCAUGACGUGGAUCACCCCGGCAGGACCAACUCCUUCCUGUGCAACGCAGGCAGUGAACUGGCCAUCCUCUACAACGACACGGCAGUGCUGGAGAGCCACCACGCUGCGCUCGCUUUCCAGCUCACUGUGCGCGACAGCAAGAGCAACAUCUUCAAGAACAUCGACAGGAAUCAGUUCCGAACUCUGCGUCAGGCCAUCAUUGACAUGGUUCUGGCCACAGAGAUGACCAGACACUUUGAACACGUCAGCAAGUUUGUCAACAGCAUCAACAAGCCGAUGGCUGCCAUCGAAGAGACCAGCACAAGUAGCGUGAACAGCGACUGCGAGGGUCAGGCCAACAUCCGCAACUCUCCAGAGAACCGUCUGCUGAUAAAGAGGAUGCUGAUCAAGUGUGCAGAUGUGGCGAACCCCUGCAGACCGCUGGAGCUGUGCAUCGAGUGGGCCGGACGGAUCUCUGAGGAGUACUUUGCACAGACAGAUGAGGAGAAGAGGCAGGGGCUGCCAGUGGUGAUGCCAGUGUUUGACAGGAACACCUGCAGCGUGCCCAAAUCUCAGAUCUCCUUUAUAGACUACUUCAUCACUGAUAUGUUUGACGCCUGGGAUGCCUUUGCCAGCCUUCCUGGUCUGAUGGAGCACCUGUCAGAGAACUACAAGUACUGGAAGAACUUGGAUGAGAUGAAGUGUAAGAGCCUGCGUCCUCCCCCUCCUUCUUGACCAAAUCCCCUUCUCCUCCUCUCACCCAUCGCUCGAAGCAGGGUAGGACAGUGAACGCGCCCCUGCUGGUGGAACUAUUAGUGCUUUCAGCUGUGAUCUGACAGCACUCUGGCGUCCCAGGACAAGAAAAUCGGCCAAUAGGGGACUCUGAGAGCUGACAUCGCUGACUAACGAACACUGAGGCGCUGUUUCCAUCUCAAAUCACAGCUUCAUUUCUUGUAUGGUUGUAGCUGGAGGUGGUGUUCUGCCAGUGGAGGGCAGGUUGUCAUUUGAGGGCCCUGUCGACUCUGUCGCCACUUCAUGGCCCCGUGAAGUAUUCCUUAUAGCACCUCUAUGAGACUGUGCAGACUUCAUGACUCACCUGACAAUCUGUACUUAACAGUGUACCACACCAGAAACCUGCACUUUAGCCAAUCAGACAUUUUAAUUUUGAGCUCCUUUUUGCUUAGUUUGCUUUUCACAGUUAAUAAUUUCUUCAUUUUAUUUUAAGAAAUGGUUUCAUCCAAUAUCUGUAUAUUGCUGUAAAAGAAUAUGGACAAUGACAAGUGACAAUAGCUAGAGACACUGACAGAAAUAAGUAUCUAGAGUCAUCUACUCGUCCUUUUCACUGAAUGUGAGUGCACAUGUUCAAACUGUUUUCAAAUUGCCAACUUGUGAAGGUGCUCAGCAGGAAUUAUUCAUUCUUAUUAGCUGUGAAACGACUAGGAGACAUCUUGACUUGUCUCUGGGACCAAAUUCUUGGCAGUCUCUGUCAGCUCUACAAAGAAAAUACUUGUUGGAAACAUUUAAGAUAGUCAGCUAAGAAUGAAGGAGCAGUGCCAGCCAGCACACAGAAACUCUAUGUCCAGCCCCUUAUAUAUACAGAGGUGACAUCAAAGAAGGGCUGUUUUUGUGGUGAUAACUGGAUUUUAAGGUCAUGUAGCUGCAGAAUAGGUUGUGAAAUAUCUCACCCAAUAACCUACUAUUUACAUUUUUCGUAUCACCAUCCUCUGUGCACUGUGAAAGCAGCCAGUGUGGACAAUGGAGAUCUUCGUCAGAACAAAUGGAGGAGCAGAAUUGCACUGUAUCGGAGCUGUUAAGUUACAUUCAUAGCUUUGUGACACUAACUGUAGACGUUUGGACCCAAAAAUGGAGUAGAAACAAAUCCUACAUGAGAGCAUCUGAGCAGCAUGGGCGUUGUAUGUGAAGCAAAACUGUCGACCUUUGUGGCUGAUAGAUGUAUAACAGCGCAGCAGAUCCAGGUUUAGAUCCACCUUGUAAAAGCUGCAGAGCCAGCAUCUGCUCCUUAAACUAAUCAGCACCACCACUUAUGCGGUUUUAGUUAAAGCAAUUUUACUGCAUCUCAAAUCCUGCAACCACAACUUUCUACAUGUACAUGAUUUUCAAUUUUUUUUUGGAUUCACUGACGUAGACAGUAAAGUCCAUGAGAUGGCGGGAUUUGUAUGAGUUGCCUGCCCUCUGGUGGCGAUCUAGAAGGGGUGCAUAGUAGUUUUUGUUAUGAUACAUUGUAAGUCAAAUAACAUCCAUGAGAAAUUAUUGAUUUAACAGCUGUUAUGGGAAUGAAAUGUCAGCUAUUUAACCCUCUGAACCCCAAUUUUUUACAUUUUUGUUCACUGUGAGCUAAUUUUUCACUGCAAUAUAAAAUCUUGCACCUCUAUGAAAACGGCACCAUGGAUACAAGCAGACCAAACUUUAAAAUGUCUUUUGUUCAGUUAAACAAAGUUAUAAUGCCAUAAAUCAUAAAAAGAAAAAAAUGAAGUUGAAUGUCUUAAAUGAUUUUGCAAAAAAGAGAGAAAAAAUGGAAUUUAAAAACAAUUUCCUAAGUGCCCAAUAGAAGAAAAAAUAUUACAAAUAUGUUAUAUAGCACAUCGUUGUGUCAACACGGCCUGCAGUUCAGCCGAAUAGUCUCUAAAUUAUUGUCACCUGACGGUUGGGUGCAGUUUCUCAAAUGUGCCAAUGACCUGAAAAUGUUUGUUUUUUUAGAGAAUUUGCUAAGGGUGAAUGGUGUAUCUGUAAAUGAGAGACGUAUGUUACCGUUCAAAAGGUUGAAGUCACUUAGAAAUGUCCUUAUUUUUGAAAGAAAAGCAGUUUUUUUUUCAAUGAUUACAACGAUAAAUUAAUCAGAAAUACAGUCUAGACAUUGUUAAUGUGGUAAAUGACUCUUCUAGCUGGAAACGGCCGACUACGCUGCCAAGGAAGGCAGUAGAGUUAUGUGACAAUCAGCGUACGUUUGUCCUUCUGUCUGUGCAUAAAAUUAUUCAAAAACGGAUUAACGCAUUUGGAUAAAAUUUUCAGGGAAGGUCAAAAAUGACACAAGGACCAAGUGAUUAGAUUUUGGCAGUGAUUUGGCUUAUAGUCUGGAACCACGGAUUUGUUAUGGAUUUCUGUAUCAUGUGAGAUAGCGAGACAGCGUCACUAAUUAUGACAAGUGAACGCUACCUCCACUGCCUGCUGACGAUCACGAUUGCAACUCUACUGAAAAUCGACCACUUAUCGGCACUUAUCUGUCGGAAAUUAUACGAUGACAGAGCAGCCUUGGUGAAGUACUGCACUCGUUUUAUGUUUUUAGUGGAAUAUCUACAUAGGAGUACAGAGGCCCAUUUCCAGCAACCAUCACUCCUGUAUGCUAAUGCUACAUCGUGUUAGCUAAUGGUGUUGAAAGGCUAAUUGAUAAUUAGAAAAGCCUUGUGCAAUUAUGUUAGCACAUGAAUGAAAGUGUGAAUUUGCAUGGAAAUCAUGAGAUUUGCCUGGGUGACUCCAGACUUUUAAAGAGUAGUUUACAUUAAGUGAUUUUGAUAAAAUACCACAAAGGUAUUCUGAAGAAACAGAAUGAGAAGUUCAACUAUCGGAAAGUUUGAAAUUCACCGAUCCUUCUGUUUUCAAGCUUCUGGCUCUGGUGUAAUUUUGUUUAGUUUAGUUUUUUUCUUUUUAAAGAACAAGCCUUUCAAACCUUUCAGCGGGUUUUAGGGUUCAGGGGGUUAGACAAAAGCUGAUGACUUUAAAAGUAUAACUGCACUGGAGACCACUAUUGCCAGCAGCAGAAAAUUUGAUAUUUUUUGGCAAAUUAAGAAAACUUAAAACAGUGGUUAGUGGCUAAGUCUAUCAAUAUCCAUAACUAUUUUUAUGGUGAAAUUUUGUAUUUUCAUCAUAUUUACCUCAGUGGAGGUCAUGUAGAAGGAUGUGUAGCUCUCUGUGUACAGUAAGUGUGUAUUUAUCCAGAGGAUACACAUUACAGUAUUAACCAAAGGCAUAGAGAGCUCUUUAAAAGGUGCCUUAUUCUUUUGUCAUCUUUACACCUGCUAACUAAAGUAUUUUUGUUCAAACAGUUCCUCCUCUAUAGAAUUAUAAGAAAAGCCAUACGCGUUUUAGAUAUUUAUUUUAAGCUGUGCUACAGUUUUGAGUUGGUGAGUCAGUGCUGAUGGUUCGGUCACGAUGGUCCUGACAUUUUAUCCUGUGUUUUGUACAACUUUGAGGUUUUUAAAGACAGAAACUGAAUCAGUGCAAUUGGAUCAAAUACCAUAAAUGCUUCAGUUGACUUUAAAACUGUUCACAUCCAUGUUCAGUGUAUUCACAAAUACGUAGUCACUCUGUUGAUGAUCAAGGUCUUAAUCGACGCCUUAAUCUUGUCACGUCUCACUGAUAAGGUCUGCUAUUGUUGCAAUACACUGUAAACUACCUAAUGUACCUGUUGUUCCUGUAAAUACUCAGCCAACAUCAUUUCUGCUUUGCAUUUUACAUAUUUUGCUUAUGUAACUUUUGUUUGUUUUGGAUGUUACAUGUUGCUGUUGAUUUCCAAAAUUUCUAAUUUUUUACAGUGACUUGAAAUGCAGCUCCACAUCUGAAUGUUUCAUAGCUGCUAUCACUGAUCAUGAGAAGAUAUUUUUGCAAGUCUAUAAAGAAGAUUUCUAUUGACAAAGACAAUUUAAAUAUUUCAGAUUUACAUGUCAACCAUGCCUUUUCUAUGAGUAGCAAUGACUGGAAUAUGAUGAUUUUAAUUGCAAUAGAUGACAGUCAGUCAGUUAAUGCCUCUCAUUGAGACUAUUGAGGCAGAACCAGAUUGUCUAACUGCUUGUUAUGAAAUGAUAAGCCUUCAUCACUUAGUCAUUUCUAUUUCCUCUCCCUCAUCUGUGACACUGAUGGCCGUGACUGCGAGAACGUGCCAAUUCUGUGUUUUGUAUAAUUUAUAAAUGGAACAACAAUUAGAAAGUGAUAUUAUAUGCAGUACAAAAAUUAUUUUUCAAACAAAUGAUCAAUAUCGGCUAUGAGAAGCAAAGCGUGUGUUUUGAAAGAUUUUACUGCCUCAAGCUUAGUAGUUACAAAGCUUUAUGUUAGAGUCACCUAAAAACUGUCCAUGUUUGUUUGAAAAGUUUAAUGUAUUUUUGAUCUGUCUGGAUUAUGUCUUACUUUGAUGUUUUCUGUCAAACACGAAAAUGUAUUGUAAGAGAUGAUUAAAGCAUUCUUUAAAUAUGAAA